Messenger RNA from Cynoglossus semilaevis (tongue sole), 2538 nucleotides. RefSeq names its product 5'-nucleotidase, ecto (CD73) (gene nt5e). The transcript has 9 exons. The record is from RefSeq and is a predicted model, not a curated record. Gene Ontology annotation, biological process: AMP catabolic process. Bases 200 to 1909 code for a protein of 569 amino acids. Lineage: Eukaryota; Metazoa; Chordata; Actinopteri; Pleuronectiformes; Cynoglossidae. Gene Ontology annotation, molecular function: nucleotide binding; metal ion binding; 5'-nucleotidase activity. Gene Ontology annotation, cellular component: plasma membrane.
GGAUCAACUCAUUUCCUCCUUUUCCCUCCCUCACUCUCCCUCUCUAAGUCUCCACUUAUUUCCUAACCCUCUCCCUCUUCUCCUCGCCCACCUCCUCCUCCUGUCAGUGUUUGUCCAGUACGUAAGCGGAGGAGGGGGAGGAGCAGGAGCUCUCUCUUCUCCUCUACGUUUCCUCCUCACUUCAGUUGAUCUACAGCAGAUGAAGAUGGAAACUCCUCCACUCCUGCUGCUCCUGCUCCUGCUGCUGCUCCUGCUAUCAGAGUCCUCUGGGACCUGGGACCUGGUGCUGGUGCACACCAACGACGUGCACGCUCACGUGGAGGAGAGCAACCGGUACUUUGGAAAGUGCAGCGGCUCAGAGUGCUACGGUGGCGUGGCCCGCAGAGCCACAGCUCUGAAGAAGAUCCGCUCCUCUGAGGAGAACGUUCUGCUCCUGGACGCCGGAGACCAGUUCACAGGAACCAUCUGGUUCAACCACUACAAAGGCACCGAGGCGGCGCGGUUCAUGAACGCAAUGAGCUACGACGCCAUGGCCAUAGGGAACCACGAGUUUGACAACGGUGUUGAGGGACUCAAGCCUUUCCUAAAACAAACCCAGUUUCCGGUUCUCAGCGCUAACAUCAGAACUGACCAAACUUUGGCCGCGACCUUUGGGACCAUGUACAGACCGUACACCAUCUUGACUGUGGGCGGUCAGAAAGUGGGCGUGGUUGGCUACACCUCCCAGGACACGCCCUCUCUGUCCAAUACAGGAUCGCACCUGACGUUUGAGGAGGAGGUCGCCGCCCUGCAGGUGAAUGUGGACAAACUGCUCACACUGGGUGUCAACAAGAUCAUCGCCCUGGGUCACUCUGGCUUCAUCAAGGACCAGGAGAUCGCUCAGAAGGUCCAGGGUGUGGACGUGGUGGUGGGAGGACACAGCCACACCUUCCUCUACACAGGAACUCCUCCCUCCUUUGAGAAGCCAAUAGGUUCGUAUCCUGUCAUGGUGCAGUCGGAUGAUGGACGCCAGGUCCCUGUGGUCCAGGCUUAUCGCUUCGGAAAGUACCUGGGUUAUCUGAAAGUGACCUUUGACGAAGCUGGCAACGUUUUGACAUCAACAGGGAACCCCAUCCUGCUGGACAACAGUAUCCCACAGGAUCCAGAUAUUUUUGCCGAAGUAAAUCAGUUGAAGGAGAAUUUGGCCAAAUACACUCUUCAGGUGAUCGGAAAAACGUAUGUUCUUCUGAAUGGGCUCAUGGAGAACUGUCGUUUCAAGGAGUGUAAUCUGGGAAAUCUGAUCUGCGAUGCUGUGGUUGACUACUACGUGAGAUAUUCAGGCGGGGAUCAUUGGAACAUUGUCAGCGCCUGCAUCAUGAACGCAGGUGGAAUCCGAGCGUCGAUAGAAGAGCGCAGCAGAAACGGUACCAUCACCUUUGAUGACCUCAGUGCUGUCCUCCCCUUCAGAGGAAGCUUUGACCUGGUGCAGCUGAAGGGCUCCACCUUGAGGAAGGCCUUCGAACACUCGGUGAAGAAAUACGGACUGGGCACAGGGGAAUUCCUGCAAGUGUCAGGGAUUCAGGUGGAGUUUGACAUGACCAGACCUCCAGGGAGUCGCGUCAGGAGCCUCAGCAUCCUCUGCACCAAAUGCCGUGUCCCUCGCUAUGAAGCAGUGGAGGACGGUUCUGUUUACAUGGUGCUGAUGACAUCAUACAUGGUAGAUGGUGGCGAUGGGUAUGACAUGAUCCAGGAGGAGAUGCUCAAACACACCAGUGGUGACCUGGACAUAUCCAUCGUCUCUGCCUUCAUCUCACAGAGAAAGGGCGUUUAUCCGUCGCUGGACGGACGGAUAAAGAUCCACAACUCGGCCUCUGGACUGCAGGGACGGAUGGCUCUACUGGUUUUAACCGCUCUGUGGACGCUGGUCUGAAUCAAGUAAGAGGGGCUCCCCCUGGAGGACGCAGGGAGACUGUUGAAUGAGCGCUACCUGGUUCUGAACUCUUAGCUAGCAUCUUUGUUUUGUACAGAGACACCGCAGAAAUGUUUUGUAUAAGCUGUGAUUGGCUGUCACUGUAAUAGACAGCGAUGACACACUUCCUGUUGGUAUUUGAUGGUUACAGAAUUAGCCUUGUAGAAUUAGCAUUGCACUUGUCAAACCUCAGAAUGCUACCGACAGUGUGCUCACUGGUUCAGGUUACCUUUGCGUUGUGGUGUCAUAGGCUAACACCUGCAGGCUAUCAUUAGCAUUUAGUAUUUGUCCACAGUAAAGGUGUUAACAUGUGGGAGAAGCUAACAUUAUGUUAAAAAAAACACAACCAGAAAUGUUGAAAUUCAGAGCUAACAUCCUGCUGUUAAGCCCCGAGCGUUUACCAUAAUAAUAGGCAAAGAGUUAGCCUCGCCAGGAGGUGGCGAUAAUGGGUUUUUAAAAAAUGGAAAUUGUGGGUGAAUAAGUUUUGUUAUUGUUUUAGAAUUUUAUAAAUGUAAAGUGCAAACACCUGAGGGUUGUGUCUGUUACUGUCACACAAAUAUCAUCACUAGGAAAUAAAGGUUGAAGGUUUA